UACAAUAAGAGUUUAAGAGUCGAGACAUGGCAUACAAUGUGUUUGGCAACCCCAUUACUAACACAACAUUGAGAGGGUUACCUGAGUACUGCGAAAAACAAACUAUAACACGUACGGAUAAAGCACACGUAGCCCUUAACGGGAAGAAAGAAGGAGUCAAGUAUGAAAACGCUCGUCAACACGUGCAGAAGUUAAAAGAGGAAUGGGGAGUGGGAGUGUCUACUCUGUGCCUAAUUUAUAACGCAACCGGGGGGCCUGUGUACUACGUGACUAGCCACAACUACUUAGGUCAUAUCGGACCAGCUCCGUACCCUCAAAUGAUUGCGAAUGGCCAGUGGGCUGCAUUUUUCCAUGUCAAGACAACUGGGGAGCUGAGCGGCUCCACCGCCGCCGUGGUUUAUCGCGGCAAAAAUGAAGCUGGGCAAGAAUGCGAUUGGAUGCUGGGUUGGUCCAACCCAUACGACACAAACAAGUGGAAGAACAUGGUUUAUACUGAGAUCAAGGAAGCGAACCACUUUGAAGAUGGCAGCCUUUGGGGUUCAAUUGCAGAUAAGAUGUACCAGUGUGGUAUGUUUGAAUCAGGCAAUUGGAAUGGAUGCGUAUCCUAUGUGUCAACUGAGAGCAACACAUCCCCUGUAUUUGAGGCGACAAUGACCGUAAAAAAAGCCUAACUUUCCUCCGCUUGCAUUUCGUCGAGCAGCUGGUGGGCAAUGAUGUCCGGCAUGAUGGUGUCUCUUCCUAUCUAUUUUCAUAUUUAUCGUGUUCUAAUUUUUGUCUUUUAAUUUGGAAGCCUUUUUAAAGGUUGUAAUAAAAUUCUUAAUUAAUAAUAUUACUGUGAUGAUAUUAUUUAAAUUUAAUUAAUUAAAUAUGAAUAAUUGUGGCAUCAUUUCCAAUUAAAAACA
Diospyros lotus (date-plum) is the source of this 902-nucleotide messenger RNA. RefSeq names its product 23 kDa jasmonate-induced protein-like. Bases 27 to 671 code for a protein of 214 amino acids. NCBI's taxonomy places the organism in Eukaryota, Viridiplantae, Streptophyta, Magnoliopsida, Ericales, Ebenaceae. The transcript is spliced from 2 exons. The record is from RefSeq and is a predicted model, not a curated record.